Messenger RNA from Geosmithia morbida, 420 nucleotides. RefSeq names its product Got1/Sft2-like family. Gene Ontology annotation, biological process: endoplasmic reticulum to Golgi vesicle-mediated transport; retrograde transport, endosome to Golgi. The record is from RefSeq and is a predicted model, not a curated record. The coding region runs from base 1 to 420 and encodes 139 amino acids. The transcript is spliced from 5 exons. Gene Ontology annotation, cellular component: Golgi membrane; endoplasmic reticulum; COPII-coated ER to Golgi transport vesicle. NCBI's taxonomy places the organism in Eukaryota, Fungi, Ascomycota, Sordariomycetes, Hypocreales, Bionectriaceae.
AUGUCAUCCAUGUGGCUAUCCGACACACAGAAGGUGGGAGUCGUCUUCUGCUCCGGUGGUGGCUUCUUCCUCAUCGGUGGAGUGAUGCUCUUCUUCGAUCGAGCCAUGCUCGCCAUGGGAAAUAUCCUCUUCCUCAUCGGCCUGACUAUCAUCAUCGGUCCGCAAAAGACGCUCCUGUUCUUCGCGCGCAAACAAAAGGCAAAAGGGACGGCCGCCUUCUUCUCAGGUCUCAUCCUGAUCCUCAUGCGCUGGACCUUUAUCGGCUUCUUCGUCGAGGCCUACGGCAUCGUCGUCCUGUUCGGCGACUUCCUGGGCACCAUCGCCGGCUUCGCCCGCAGCCUCCCCGUCGUAGGCCCCUAUGUCGGCAUGGCUGUUGAUCGUUCUGGUCUGGCACGUCGCAAUGCAGAUCUUCCCGUCUAG